This is a messenger RNA of Oldenlandia corymbosa var. corymbosa, 1380 nucleotides long. The record is from the annotation of a GenBank genome assembly. Lineage: Eukaryota; Viridiplantae; Streptophyta; Magnoliopsida; Gentianales; Rubiaceae.
AUGGCGAUAGAAAAAUCCGCCAAAAUCUACGUUGCCGGCCACAGCGGGCUAGUCGGUUCCGCCGUUGUCCGGAAGCUCCAAUCUCUAGGCUACUCCAACCUCCUCCUCCGCACCCACUCCGACCUUGAUCUCAUUAACCAAUCCGCCGUCGACGCCUUCUUUGCCGCCGAGAAACCCCACUACGUCAUCCUCUCCGCCGCCAAAGUAGGCGGCAUCCACGCCAACAACACUUACCCCGCCGAUUUCAUCACGAUUAACCUCCAAAUCCAGACCAACGUCAUCACUUCCUCGUUCGCUCAUGGCGUCAAGAAGCUUCUCUUUCUGGGCAGUUCUUGCAUUUAUCCCAAAUUCGCCCCGCAACCCAUCAAGGAAGAGGCGUUGUUAACCGGCCCAUUAGAGCCCACCAACGAAUGGUACGCCGUCGCCAAGAUUGCCGGGAUUAAAAUGUGUCAAGCCCAUCGGUUGCAGUAUAAAUUCGAUGCUAUUUCUGCUAUGCCGACGAAUUUAUACGGGCCGAAUGAUAAUUUUCAUCCGGAAAACUCCCAUGUGUUGCCUGCUUUGCUGAGGAGGUUUCAUGAAGCCAAAUUGAGGGGAGAUGAAAAGGUUGUUGUUUGGGGAAGUGGGACCCCAUUAAGGGAGUUUCUACAUGUUGACGAUUUGGCUGAUGCGGUUGUUUUCCUGAUGGAGAAUUACAGUGAUUUGGAGCAUGUUAAUGUUGGGAGUGGUAAGGAAGUGACGAUUAAAGAGUUAGCUGAAUUAGUCAAAGAGGUUGUGGGGUUUGAAGGGGAGUUGGUCUGGGAUAGCAGCAAGCCUGAUGGCACUCCCAGGAAGCUUAUGGACAAUUCCAAGAUUGAAUCAUUGGGUUGGCUUCCGAAGAUUUCGCUGCGGGAUGGACUUGUGGAUACAUAUAAGUGGUACUUGGAUAAUGUCCAGCUAUGAUGCAGGAGUAUUCCCUGAGGCAGGAGAUAUGGUGUUUAACGUAGGAGAUGUGUCCUCUUGAGGGUACCCUGCUGCCCUAGCUCUCUUUCUGGGUAAAAGGCUGUAGAAUCUAGAUCCUCUGAUUGGGUGAGUAUCAUAGAAAAUAACAGCACCAUUUACUCUCUUGAAGUGUUUGCACGAUCAGCUAAAGACUAAUCUCUUUGCAUCUGCCUACAAAUUGAGAAAGAAAAAUCAUUCUUUAAUUUAUAAUACUGUUAUAUCAGUUAGAGUUCCUGUUAUGCCAAAACAUUUGCAGAUUUGAAAUGUAACAGUAUUUGCCCCUAGAUUAUUUUGUUUGUAUAAAUAAGGUCUAAAUGGCCUACGCAUUGAAGGUGAUUUCGAUGGCCUUAAUAUAUAGAACCCAUUAUUCCAGAGGAAUAUAGCUGGUAGUUUCUUUACAAC